Phytomonas sp. Hart1 is the source of this 1200-nucleotide messenger RNA. NCBI's taxonomy places the organism in Eukaryota, Euglenozoa, Kinetoplastea, Trypanosomatida, Trypanosomatidae. The record is from the annotation of a GenBank genome assembly.
AUGUCGCAGCUGCAGGUCCUCAUCACCGCCGUCCGCCCGGAGGUGGUCCAGUGGCGGCGCUACCUCCACCAGCAACCCUACGUGGCUUACCAGGAGGAGCCCACCGCGGCCUACGUCGCGGAGGCCCUCCGCCGGAUGCCCGCCCCCCUGGCAAUUCACCGACCCACCCCGAAUAGUGUCGUGGGGGAGUUGGAUGGGGGGGCCGGGGAGGGGCCGGUGUACGCUCUCCGCGCGGAUAUGGAUGCGCUGCCACUGCAGGAAGAGAGCGGGGUCUCGUUUAGCUCGCAGCGGCCUGGGGUGAUGCACGCGUGUGGGCAUGACGCCCACACUGCGAUGCUCCUCGGCGCUGUGAAAGUGCUUUGCCAGGUUCGUGAGCGCAUCCGCGGAAAGGUUCGGUUUAUUUUUCAGCAUGCCGAGGAGGUUAUCCCGAGCGGGGCGAAGGAAUUGGUGAGAUUGGGGGUGUUGAAUGGGGUUAGUAUGAUCUUCGCUCUACACGUCGAGGCGGAGUACCCGGUGGGGACGAUCGUCUCACGUUCCGGGACGCUGUACGGUGCCUGCAAUGAUUUCGAUAUCGUCGUCCGCGGUAUCGGUGGGCACGCGUCGAAUCCGGAGGUUUGUGUGGAUUCCAUUUUGGUCGCUUCCGAGGUAAUUACUAACCUCCAGGCCGUCGUUUCGCGCCGUGUGAGCGCGCUGAAGGCUCCAGUAUUGAGUAUUACCACCUUCGCGGGAGGCAACGGGAGUUAUAACGUUAUUCCUAAUUCUGUUCAUCUGCGCGGCACCCUUCGCUGCCUCGAUCGCGAGGUUCAGGAACGGGUGCCCGCGUUGAUGGAGGGGAUUAUCGCUGGGAUCACUAAAGCGCACGGCGCCGAGUAUGAUUUGAGUUGGUUGGAGCCAAACAUCGUCACCUACAACGACCCGAAGGCUUUCGAUCUGGCCAUGAGUGCUGCUGUUCGACUUGUAGGGGAGGAAAACGUGAUUCGGGAAGAAUCUCCACAUAUGGGGGUUUCUGACUUCUCUGAAUAUCAGGCCGUAAUACCUGGUUGUUUGUGUUUGCUGGGGGUGGGCGAGAAGGACGGCCAAGAUGCAUAUAACCACAACUAUAGCUCCCGGUUCCGAAUUAACGAAGAUGCGAUGGAGAUCGGUGUCAGGUUCUUCGUAUCCAUGAUUGCACAUCUUCUCAUGCAAAACCAAACCUCGUGA